ACGAAGGUUGAAAAAAAAAAUUAACUAAAGUUACCAUGUGGCUAAUUUUCUUAUUUUCCACUAUCGCAUUGGCUGGAAUCGUAUGCAACGUAUCAAUUCUAGUCUCCGUGAUAAAGUAUAGAAUUUUGCGGAAGAAACCGUACUCCAUAUUGGUGUCCCUUGCAGUAUGUGACCUGUUCAAAGUAGUUGUUCUUGUUAACCUCGCAAUAUAUUCAGCAAACGAUGACUUAUUUAAUAUAUGUGCAGGAACAAGCACUUUAGGUAUGGCUUUAAUAUGUACCACGACGUUUCAUCUAGCUGCAGAGAGUGUCAAUCGUUGCAUGUUAAUUGUCUCUCCUUACAGAUAUGCAAGAACAGUUAGGAAAAAACAUGUGGCUUUUAUUAUAAUGUUGCUAUGGCUACUCCCAGCAAUCGUGACCCUACUGAUCCCAGGAUGCGUGUUUCAAGAAGGCUGGGUCAAUGCUAUGGAAUUUCAAUCCCAUAUGUUUGGCUGUCAAAGAGUAAUGCGCAGUAACGAGGAUAUAUUUUACAAACAAAACAAAGACGACGAUUGGAUAAUAGCGUAUCACGUGUUGUUUUUUGCAUUUCCCCUACUAGUUAUGGUUAUAUCAUAUAGCCUAGUAUUGCGUGUUUCGUAUAGUACUGCAAAUGACAUGCGCAAAACUAGCGUAACGAGUGAAGUAUCAUCUUCGCAUAUUGUAACCGAAAGUUCCUACUCAAACCCGAUUAUUGAUAUGGUGAGAUCCAGUUUUGAAUCGGUUAUGAUACCACCCACGAUAUACAUACCGGAGAAAAUAGAACAUCAACCUCGUGGAAAUAGUAUCGCUGCAAAAGCUGCCAAAGAAUUUCGAAGGUUAGUGAAAGAUCGAAAAAGAGAGAUUAAAGCUUCAAAGACAGUUCUUAUCAUGAUUUGUAUGUUUAUAAUAUGCAAUGCUCCUAUAUUCUCGAUUGCCUGGAUAGAUGUAGAUAAAAACGCAGUAAAUAAACUGGUUAAACUAGUUUUAAUAUGCCUGGCUUUUUCACAAGUUUUCAUAGACCCAAUUGUGUAUUUUGCAAGACUUAAAGACUACAAAAAAGCAAGAAAGAAAUGUCGAAAAUACGGACAAUCUAUGGUUCGAAAAGCAAGUCGGACUUUUUCACGACAAUAAAAUGAAUUUGGUAGUGAAGAGAUUAUUAAAGAUAAUUUUAUUUCUUUGUUACUGAAAACAUAUCACUCAUCAAAAAUUGAGCCAACAUUUAAUUUUCUGACUAACAAUUAUCGGACACUUGUAAACCGGACACCUCUAAUUCACAGACAAAAGGGUUGUGUCAGCGUAACACGUAAGGUUUUUGAGUAUGAUUGUUAUAAUCGCGAAAUUCCCUAAGAAGUCUUCAUUUUCAUGAAAGUAAAAAUAUACCAUGUGUCAAAUGAAUUAUUUUGAUAUUUUGCUAAAAAAGAACUGUACAGUAUUUUUAACUAAAUUUCACCUUGAAACUUUCUGGUGUCUG
Molecule: messenger RNA, 1488 nt
Organism: Hydractinia symbiolongicarpus
Lineage: Eukaryota; Metazoa; Cnidaria; Hydrozoa; Anthoathecata; Hydractiniidae
Product: 5-hydroxytryptamine receptor 1F-like
Exons: 1
Coding region: 36-1148 (370 amino acids)
Biological process (GO): G protein-coupled receptor signaling pathway
Cellular component (GO): membrane
Molecular function (GO): G protein-coupled receptor activity
Source: RefSeq, a predicted model, not a curated record